AUGAUGGAAGGGCCGAACCGGGGUGGAUUUCGUGGUGGUGGCCGUGGUGGACCACCAGGGCUAAGAGGAAGAGGAGGAUUUGACAUGCGGGGCCGAGGCGGGCCUGGGAUGAGAGGACGCGGCGGGCCACCUCGCGGUGGACCUGGACCACGUGGAGGCCCUCGGGGUUUUAGGGGCAUGCCAAUGCGCGGUGGCGGCGGGGAUAGAGGUGGUCGUUUUCCACCAGGCCCGCAGGGUCCUGGACCCCAUCCAGUCCCUACUAUCGAAACAAGAGGCGGUCCACCGCAAAGAGGAGCAUUUAACAAUAGGGGUGGACCUGGUGGAAUGAGAGGACGAGGUGGCAGAGGUCGCGGGGACUUUGGACUACGAAAUGAUAGAGGUGGUGGUGGAAGGGGAAUGCCUAUGAGAGGUCGUGGUGGCAGAGUUGGUCCAGGAGCACCAUUAAAUGGACCACCAGAGGGGGACCACCUGUACCUCAUCAACCAAUUGGAUUGCAAUCAAGUCCUCAAGGUCCUCCAUAUAAGCGUGGUGGUGGACCUCCACACGGAGGAGGAGGACCACCAAAGAGAGGAAGGUUUGAUGGUCCACGUGGUGGAGGAAGUGCCAGGCCUCCAAUGCAAGGUGGAUAUCAAGCACCACCUGUCCAUAAUCCUCAGCAGGCUAAUGGUUAUGGUCCACCUUCGCAUACAGGUUACCAACCAUAUGAACAACCAUCUGUUGAACCAUUUUCACCACCAUCAUACAAUACAUCAAGUUCAUAUCAAAGUGGCAGCUAUUCAGCGCCAGCUCCAGCACAACCAACUUCUUAUUCAAGUGGUUAUGGAUCAAACUAUGGCUACUCUACGGGUGGACAAGGAAGUUAUGAGAAUAAUGGAUAUAGUGGCAAUACUGGAGCAGAUCUGGGGGGUGCAGGUGAUGCUGGUUAUGGAGUUGCAGAGCCCGCAUAUGGCGGCUCCGCUCCUUCAUAUGACUCAUAUGCACAACCUGCCUACACUUCCUACCAGCAACCCCAGCCACAAUAUUCCAACAGCUAUGGCAGUUGAAGCCAGUUGUAACAAGUGUGAGGAAACUGAGAUGCACAGAUAU
Messenger RNA from Iphiclides podalirius (scarce swallowtail), 1086 nucleotides. NCBI's taxonomy places the organism in Eukaryota, Metazoa, Arthropoda, Insecta, Lepidoptera, Papilionidae. The record is from the annotation of a GenBank genome assembly.